AGAAAAAGAAAAAAAGAAAAAAGAAAUUCGGGAAGAGAGAGAGAGGGAGAGAGAAUAAAAGGAAGUUUUCUCUUUUUUCUCAUCGAUCGUAGAAUUCUACUAUUGAAGUUUGGCUCGGAUUUCCAUAGAGACGUACACUCUUUACACGAGUUCCGAAUAUUCCGAUCGAAGGAAGUUUUUCCCUCUCCUCCCGCGUCGUCAACAACAAAGGUUCGACGCGUUGACGCUUUCUCUCCACCCCAAAUCUGAUCUGUGUUGGAGAGAGACAGAUUAAGCAAUCGCCGAUCGGUGAAUCCGUCAUGGGACAAGCCUUUCGCAAGCUCUUCGAUUCCUUCUUCGGCAAUUCCGAGAUGAGGGUUGUGAUGCUUGGCCUUGAUGCUGCUGGUAAAACAACCAUCCUGUACAAGCUACAUAUUGGAGAAGUUUUAUCAACAGUUCCUACAAUUGGUUUCAAUGUGGAAAAAGUGCAGUAUAAGAAUGUUGAAUUCACAGUGUGGGAUGUAGGAGGACAAGAGAAAUUAAGGCCACUAUGGAGGCAUUACUUCAAUAACACCGAUGGACUUAUUUAUGUUGUUGACUCUUUGGAUCGAGACAGAAUUGGCAAAGCAAAACAAGAGUUUCAGGCCAUUAUAAAAGAUCCAUUUAUGCUUAACAGCGUCAUCUUGGUGUUUGCAAACAAACAGGACAUGAAAGGAGCAAUGACACCGAUGGAAGUGUGUCAAGGGUUGGGGCUUUAUGAUCUUAAGAACAGAAAAUGGCAUAUACAAGGGACUUGUGCUCUCAAAGGAGAUGGCCUUUACGAGGGCUUGGACUGGUUAGCUAACACUCUCAAGGAGUUAAAGGCCACCGGAUAUUCUUCAGUGGGCCCCUCGUCGUUCUAGUUAACUAGGCUUAUUUGAGGCCUUGAUGAUUGCAGAUGUGGACAGGCGAUUUACAACUGUUGAAGUUUUGAAAUUUGGCUGAGUACUUGUGGCCUUGUUUGGCACAUUGAUUUGUCGAUUUCUUCAAAUGUAUAUUAGGAUAUGGCCCUCAGGCCCUGCCUUUUGGGGUUAAUUGGUAACAGGGGUUUUUGCCUAUUCUUUGGAUGCCCCCUGUAAUACAAUUGGCGCCUAUUCAAUGUGUAAAAUUGGGUGAAUUUCAAUUCCUGUUAAGAAUUUUACUUA
Rhododendron vialii is the source of this 1163-nucleotide messenger RNA. Its product is annotated as ADP-ribosylation factor-like. Bases 300 to 881 code for a protein of 193 amino acids. NCBI's taxonomy places the organism in Eukaryota, Viridiplantae, Streptophyta, Magnoliopsida, Ericales, Ericaceae. The transcript has 7 exons. Gene Ontology annotation, molecular function: GTP binding; GTPase activity. Gene Ontology annotation, cellular component: cytoplasm. Gene Ontology annotation, biological process: vesicle-mediated transport; intracellular protein transport. The record is from RefSeq and is a predicted model, not a curated record.